CAAGGAGGGAUGUGGGAGCUGCCACGCGCUGGCGGGACACCGGGAGGCCAGAGGCAGUCUGCGCGCCACCACUUCUGGUCCCUUCGCUGUUUCCAAAGUCGACCCUCCCUCCUCCGGUCUGCGGUCUGCGCUACACUCCCUCCGGUGCGCUCUGUGCACAGGGCUUGGAAAGUGCAGGUUUGGGGAAGGCGUGGAAGUUUCCCUGAGAUGAAUGUCUGAGGUUCUAGCUUGUCUCAACUGCUCCAGAUCACAGCUGGCUGGUAGAGAGAUUUGAAUGCAUGAUGUGGUGAAAACCCAAGUCUGACCUGCCUAUUCUGCUGGUAACAACAACAGUGGCCUUGACAACAGCAGAGGGGAGCACCUGCUCACAGUUAAGUGCUCAAGUUUCAACUUGGAUAUUUUUCAGAUGAGAAUAUGAAAAUGCUGCUGAUUUUGUUCCUUGUAACAAUGUGUUUCCAAGUUUCUGCAAGCCAAGAUUCUGCCCCUGAGUACGCAGACGUGGUGUUUCUGGUGGACAGUUCCAACCACCUGGGAGCUAAGUCUUUCCCUCACAUGAGAACCUUCAUCAACAAAAUGAUCAGCAGCCUCCCCAUCGAGGCCAGCAAGUACCGUGUGGCCCUGGCCCAGUACAGUGAUUCGCUCCACAAUGAGUUCCAGCUGAGCACCUUCAAGAGCAGGAACCCCAUGUUGAACCACCUCAAGAAGAACUUCACGUUCCUGGGGGGCUCCCUGCGCAUUGGGAAUGCUCUCCGGGAGGCUCACAGGACCUAUUUCUCCAGACCCACGAAUGGCAGAGACAAGAAGCAGUUUCCCCCAAUUCUGGUGGUCCUGGCUUCAGCUGAGUCCGAGGAUGACGUGGAAGAGGCUGCCAAGGCCCUGCGGGAGGACGGGGUGAGGAUCGUCUCAGUGGGGAUGCAGAGGGCUUCUGAGGAGAACUUGCGGGCCAUGGCCACAGGCCAGUUUCACUUCAAUCUUCGGACAGUCAGAGACCUCAGCACAUUCUCCCAGAACAUGACACAGAUCAUCAAGGAGGCGGCUCAGUACAGGGAAGGCGCGACCGAUGAUGCUCUUGUAGAAGUGUGCCAGGGCUCUUCUGUGGCCGACCUUGUGUUCCUGUUGGAUGUGGCCAUCAAUGGCAGCCAGGAGAACUUCGACUCUCUCAAAGCAUUCCUGGAAGGAAGCGUGUCUGUUCUUGACAUAAAAGAGCACUGCAUGAGGAUUGGCCUUGUGGCCUACAGCAACGAGACCAAGGUGAUAAGUUCACUGAGCCAGGGUGUGAAUAAGUCACAAGUUCUGCAGUAUAUACAGGACCUCUCACCCCAGGUCGGGCUGGCCCACACCGGAGCUGCCAUCAGAAAUAUCAGGAAGGAGGUUUUCAGCACACAGAACGGCAGCCGGAAGAACCAAGGGGUGCCGCAGAUUGCCGUGCUGGUGACCCACAGGCCCUCCGAGGACAAUGUGACCAAGGCCGCCUCGAACCUCCGGCGCCAGGGCGUGACCGUGUUCACCUUGGGCGUGGAGGGCGCCAGUGAUGCCCAGCUGGAAAGGAUCGCCUCCCACCCGGCGGAGCAGUUCGUCUCCAUGCUCGAGAACUUCUCCGACCUGGCUGCUCACAACCAGACGUUUCUGAAGAAGCUGCGGAACCAAAUCGCGCACAUGGUCUCUGUCUUUUCAGAGCGGACUGAGACCCUCAAAUCUGGUUGUGUGGACACUGAAGAAGCGGACAUCUAUCUGCUUAUUGAUGGCUCUGGGAACACCCAGGACACAGACUUCCAGGAAAUGAAGGCCUUCCUGUCAGAGGUGGUGAGGAUGUUCAACAUUGCUCCCCACAAGGUGCGGGUGGGGGCCGUCCAGUAUGCAGACAGCUGGGACUUGGAAUUUGCUAUCCACAAGUACGCAAACAAGCAGGCCCUGGGAAAGGCCAUAGAGAACAUCAGGCAGAUGGGUGGGAACACAAACACAGGUGCGGCCCUGAACUUCACGCUGGGUCUGCUGCAAAAAGCAAAGAAGCAGCGAGGAAACAAAGUGCCUAGCCAUCUCGUGGUCCUGACGAAGGGCACGUCCCAGGAUGGUGUGUUGGAGCCUGCAAAUAGACUGAGAGAAGAGCACAUCCGCGUUUAUGCCAUCGGGGUCAAGGAGGCCAACCAGACGCAGCUGCGAGAAAUUGCAGGCGAGGAAAAGAGGGUUUACUAUGUGCAUGACUUUGACGCCUUGAAAGACAUUAGAAACCAAGUGGUUCAAGAAAUCUGUGCCGAAGAAGCCUGCAAAGAGAUCAAAGCUGAUAUCAUGUUUCUGGUGGACAGUUCUGGUAGCAUAGGACCUGAAAACUUCAGCAAAAUGAAGACAUUUAUGAAAAACCUGGUGAGCAAAUCUCAGGUUGGAGCAAAUCGGGUGCAAAUCGGUGUCGUCCAGUUCAGUGACAUCAACAAGGAGGAGUUCCAGCUCAACAGAUACGUGACCCAAAGUGAAAUUUCAGAUGCAAUAGAGGCCAUGGCCCUCAUCGGAGAAACCACCAUGACUGGCGGUGCUCUCACCUUUGUGUCCCAGUACUUCAGCCCUGCCAAGGGGGCCCGGCCCAACGUUAGGAAGUUUCUCAUCCUCAUCACAGACGGUGAAGCUCAUGACAUAGUCAAGGACCCAGCUGCAGCACUUCGACAAGAAGGCAUCAUUAUCUACUCAGUGGGAGUGUUUGGCUCCAAUGUCACGCAGCUUGAGGAGAUCAGUGGGAGGCGGGAGAUGGUUUUCUAUGUUGAGAAUUUUGACAUCCUGCAGCACAUUGAAGAUGACCUGUUUUUUGGAAUUUGCAGCCCCCGUGAAGAAUGCAAGCGGAUUGAAGUUCUAGAUGUUGUAUUUGUUAUCGACAGCUCUGGCAGCAUUGACCAUGAUGAAUAUAGUAUCAUGAAGGACUUUAUGAUUGACUUGGUGAAAAAAGCUGAUGUGGGCAAGAAUCAAGUCCGGUUUGGGGCUCUGAAGUACUCCGAUGAUGCAGAGGUGCUGUUUCAUCUGAACAGAUUUGACACAAAAUUGGAGGUGAUCUCAGUGCUCCAGAAUGACCAGCCCAAGGGGGGCAACACUUACACUGCCAAGGCAUUGAAUUUCUCAAAUCACAUGUUCACAGAAGCUCAGGGCAGCCGCCUGAACAAGGGGGUCCCCCAAGUCCUCAUUGUCAUCACCGAUGGGGAAUCCCAUGAUGCGGACGCCCUCAAUGCCACAGCCAAGGCCCUGCGGGACAAAGGCAUUCUUAUCCUGGCCGUGGGGAUUGCUGGUGCCAACCCGGUAGAGCUGCUGGCCAUGGCGGGGUCACGUGACAGAUAUUUCUUCGUGGAAACUUUUGGAGGCCUGAAGGGAAUAUUUUCAGAUGUGUCAGCCAGUGUGUGUAACUCUUCAAAAGUAGAUUGUGAAAUUGAAAAAGUAGAUCUUGUUUUCCUCAUGGACGGCUCAAAUAGCAUUCACCCAAAUGACUUCAAAAAGAUGAAGGAGUUCUUGGCCUCCAUCGUUGAAGACUUUGAUGUCAACAUCGACCGAGUGCGUGUCGGAGUGGCCCAGUUUAGUCAUACCUACCGGCAAGAGUUUCUGCUGGGAGCUUUCACAGGCAAAAAGGAAAUCUCAUUUCAGAUUGAAAACAUCCAGCAGAUCUAUGGGAACACACACAUCGGCGCUGCCCUCCAGCAGGUGGGGCAUUACUUCCUGCCAAACAGGGGCAGCCGGAUAAAUGCAGGUACCCCACAGGUGCUGCUGGUCCUCACGGAUGGCCAGUCCCAGGACGAGGUGGCGGAGGCCGCGGAGGACCUGAGACACAAAGGAGUCGACAUCUACUCCGUGGGCAUUGGGAACGUAGAUGACCAGCAGCUCAUGCAGAUCACCGGCACCGCAGAAAAGAAGCUGACCGUUCACAACUUUGACGAACUGAAAAAGGUCAAGAAAAGGAUAGUUCGCAACAUCUGUACCUCGGGAGGAGAGAGCAAUUGUUUCGUGGACGUGGUGGUGGGAUUUGACAUCUCAACUCAGCAGAGUGGCCAGACUCUCCUUGAAGGUCAGCCUUGGAUGCAAACCUACCUACUAGACAUCUUACGUGCCAUCAGCUCCCUCAAUGGGGUGAGCUGUGAAGUGGGCACUGAGACGCAGGUUAGUGUGGCCUUUCAAGUGACCAAUGCCAGGGACAAGUUUUCACCCAAGUUUGAGAUCUACAGUGAAAACAUAUUGAACAGCUUGAAGGAUGUGGCAGUGAAAGGACCAUCUCUUCUCAAUGUACACCUCCUCGGUUCCCUGUGGGAUGCAUUUCACAAUAAAUCAGCCGCCCGAGGAAAGGUGGUUCUUUUAUUUUCGGAUGGGUUGGACGAAGAUAUUGAAAAACUAGAGCAGAAAUCUGAAGAACUUAGAAAAGAAGGCCUGAACGCCCUCCUGACGGUUGCUUUGGAUGGAGCCACCGAUUCAAGUGACCUGUCUGAUCUUAUCUACAUUGAAUUUGGGAAAGGCUUUGAGUACAGGACCCAGCACACCCUUGGAAUGAGGGAUCUGGGGAGCCAGCUGUCAACGCACCUGGUCAAUGUUGCUGAGAGGACGUGCUGCUGUUUGUUCUGCAAGUGCAUUGGGGGAGAAGGCACGAUGGGAGAUCGUGGACCACCGGGGAAAAAGGGACCCCUAGGUUUUAAAGGCAGUGAAGGCCACCUGGGAGAGGAGGGCACUGCAGGAGAGAGGGGAGCUACUGGACCUAUGGGAGAGCCAGGUACUAAGGGAUGCUCUGGUGCCAAAGGCCCUAAGGGAAACAGGGGACUAAAUGGACAAGAGGGAGAUGUUGGGGAAAGCGGAAUUGAUGGAUUAAAUGGAGAACAGGGUGACAGUGGCCUUCCUGGAGGAAAAGGAGAAAAGGGUGAUGAAGGAACCCAGGGAAGCCCAGGAAAGAGAGGGAUUUCUGGUGACCAUGGACCAAAGGGCCUUCGAGGAGACCCUGGAGUUCCUGGAUUUGACAGUAACAUAGAAGGACCCAAGGGCUUGAAAGGAGAACAUGGAAGACAAGGUAGAAGAGGCUGGCCAGGCCCCCCUGGAACUCCAGGCUCCAGAAGAAAGACAGCAGUUCGUGGCCAAAGGGGACUGUCAGGACCCCAGGGGGAACCAGGCAUUCCAGGCCCAGAAGGGCUGGAAGGCUCACUCGGCUUUAAGGGCCCUCAGGGUCCAAGAGGAGAAGCUGGUGUCAAAGGAGAAAAAGGAGGUUUGGGAAGUAAAGGUCCCCAGGGGCCUCCAGGACCAGAAGGAGGGGCAGGGAGUCAAGGCCAUUUGGGAAGCCAAGGAAAUAAAGGUGAACCUGGAGACCUGGGAGAAAAAGGAGCUAUCGGCCUUCCUGGCCUUCGAGGCUUGCCGGGUGGUGACGGCAGCCCGGGCUAUGGGGGAAUGGGGAGUAAAGGAGCCAAGGGGCAAGAAGGAUUUCCUGGAGAAAGUGGACCUAAGGGUGAAAUUGGGGACCCUGGUGGUCCAGGAGAAACCGGGCCUAAAGGAGUGAGAGGCAAGAUGACAUCUGCUGGGCUUCCAGGAGAGCAGGGAUCCCCUGGGGAGCAAGGACCUCCUGGACGCAAGGGUGUGAAAGGGACCAAAGGACUGGCUUCAUUUUCCACAUGUGAGCUCAUUCAGUAUGUGCGGGACCAGAGACCUGGCGGACAUGGGAAGCCAGAAUGCCCCGUGCACCCAACCGAGUUGGUGUUCGCUUUAGAACAGUCCCGGGGUGUCACCAAGCAGGACUUUGAGCGGAUGAAGAGGAUGGUGUCCUCCGUGCUGAGGAACAUGAGGGUCCGGGAGAACAGCUGCCCUGUGGGCGCCCGCGUCGCCAUCCUCUCCUACAACUCCCACACCAGGCACCUCAUCCGCUUCUCAGACACCUACAGGAAGAAGCGCCUGCUCAGGGAAGUCGAGGCCCUCCCCUAUGAGGAGUCCUCAGACGGCGGGGAGAUUGGCAAAGCAAUGAGGUUUAUUUCCAGGAAUGUCUUCAAGCGCACGCUUCCCGGGGCUCACACCAGGAGAAUCGCCACGUUUUUCAGCAGCGGUCAGUCUGCUGAUGCCCAGGCCAUCACCACAGCCACCAUGGAGUUCAGCGCCCUUGACAUUGUUCCGGUGGUGAUCGCCUUCAGCAACGUGCCCUCCAUCAAGCGCGCCUUUGCGAUCGACGACACUGGCACAUUCCAAGUUAUAAUGGUUCCAUCGGGGGCUGACCACACACCAGCGCUAGAGAGACUACAACUGUGCACAUUCUGCCACGAUGUGUGCAACCCAGAUGCUUCUUGCCAGGAAGCCCGACCACCCACCCUGCAGUCCUAUGUGGAUGCCGCCUUCCUUCUGGACAGCUCCCGGCAGGUGGGCAGUGCUGACUUCGAAGACAUAAGAGACUUCCUGGUGGCCCUGUUGGAUCACUUUGAAGUGGCUGAGGAGCCAGAGACCUCUAUCACUGGAGACCGGGUGGCCCUCGUGAGUCACGCCCCCCCCAACUUCCGGCCCAACACGCGCACGAGCCCUGUUAGAACCGAGUUCAACCUCACCACCUACUGCAGCCAGCGCCUCAUGAAGAGGCACGUGGAAGCGUCGGUCCAGCAGCUCAACGGUGAUGCUUUCAUCGGCCACGCCCUGCGGUGGACUCUGGACAAUGUCUUUUUAAACACGCCCAAUCUGAGGAGAAACAGAGCCAUAUUUGUGAUAUCUGCUGGGGAGACCAGUCCCUUAGACAGGGAGACCUUGAAGAAAGAAUCUUUGCGAGCCAAAUGUCAAGGAUAUGCCCUAUUUGUGUUUUCCCUUGGGCCUGCUUGGAAUGAUAAGGAGCUGGAAGAUCUCGCCAGCUCCCCUCUGGAUCAACACUUAGUCCAGCUUGGCCGAAUUCAUAAACCUGACCACAGAUACGGUGUGAAGUUUGUGAAGUCCUUUGUGAACUCGCUCAGGCGUGCAAUCAACAAAUAUCCACCAAUAAACUUCAAAACAAGGUGCAGUAGAAUCAGCUUGACAGACCCAAAGCAGCCCCCACGGCAGUUGCAAAGCUUUGUUCCUGGACCACAAAAAGCUGCUCUCAAAGGAGAUAUCUUUCGGAAGGCAAAAUUCUUUCAAGAUAAAAAAUUUCUUUCAAGAGUAGCAAGAGGCGGGAGAGUUGAUAUUGUUCAAAAAUUUGCCAGAAAUAUAUCUCAUGCCUUUAAAAAUGGGAAAAAAGUAAUAAAAACUGCUCCCAAAUGACAAUGAAAAAACCAAAAGCUCAAAGAAUUCUACCCUACAAAGCAUGGAAAGACUCCGAACUGAACUGAUUACACCGCACAAGUCUGGGCGACUCUGCCUGGGCCUGCUCUGGAGGCCGCCGGCCUAGGCUGCAGACUGCAGACUGCCGGCACCUUGCCGCCGACACUUUGCAUGAGGACGCCUCUUGCCCGUUUGCUUGACCACUCCUGCCAGUGGCAGCGGUCUAAAGCCAAUAGGCUCAAGAGCUGUUCUCGUUAAAAGAUGCCAAGAAUGAAGUGUUUUGAAAAGUCCUGAAGGUAAAUUUUAGUGUAUUCCCGUGUGUAACGCCGACUCUUCUGACAUCUCUCUGCAGGUGCCAGUCUCUGUCUCAGUCCACUUUCUGCAAACCAAGUCCUCUCUCCUAAUUUAGCAGUGCAGAGGCUCACCUAUUUAACUGCAGGUUAAUGUUUUGAAAGACCGCAACAUUUACUCCAGAAAGCGAUGCUGUUUGUAUGUCAUGAUUAGAAAAUUUGACUUUCAUUCUUUAUUCCACUUAAUUCCACCACUGUCUCUGAAUGGAUGGGCUAGUCCAACGCGGGGCUUAUGCUGGAAGAUUCCUCCCACCUUCUGCGUGUUUGCUUGGACCAGGUGAGAAGCAGAGGGCAAUUUUCCCCUCCUUACUUGAGAAAAAGUCAUCAUUUUCCCCAGAAUAGAAAUUGCUUUUUAGCCGUAAGUUCCAUCUUCAUUCAUGCUUGGUCAUUUUGAUGGACUUUUAUUCUUGAUCAUUUUUUUACUAAUACAUCCUUUAGAUAAGAAAAGACACAUCUUGCCUCUGGUGAAGCUGAGCUACUUUUUACCAUCAGGCAGCUGUCUAGUCAGUGGGGAACAGCACCCAACAGGACUGGAGGAGUUCUGCCAGAAGCCUUAAAUGUCUGCUGAGUUUGGAAAACCGUAACAUUGUUUUGAUCCACAAAAUUUAUAGGGGACUGGAGAAAUGUGGAUGAGCUUGGAGUAAGUAGAGCAGGAGAGGUGUUUCUCUCUUCUCACCCUCAUCCAGGAGACCUAACUCUUACUCUUAUUUUUUAACAAACACCAAAGUAGCAUUAUUUCAUUUAGUUGUAAUGUUGGGAACUUACCUCGGAUUCUAACAGCUGGCUCUGCAGUUGGUAACAUGGCCCUGCAGGGGCGAGCGUCGCUCUGUUGGGAGGGAGGCCCUGCUUGGAUGUGUGGAACAGAUGGUUUCUGACACCAAAGACCAGCAGUUACGGUCUAAUUUUCUUUUCUAUGUCUAUCUUCAUACAACCCGUGUAAAAGAGCCACCUCCAGUAUUUGUUAAGCCCAUUUCUGCCAUCUUUUCUCAGGAAACUCCAUAGAGAUGGCUCCUAAAAUGUCUUCAGAGGAGCAAGGAGUUAAAUGUCAUAUUCGUGCUCAGGUAACUGAAAAGAAUACAAUUCCCAACAUGGCUUCUUCCUAUGUCCUAAGUGGUGCUUUUUAGGAGAAAUUUUUUAUGUCCUAAGUGGUGCUUUUUAGGAGAAUUUUUUUUCCAGUAUAGGAAACCGCUGAGCAGCGUCCAGGAGGUAUUUUAGCAGCAGGGGGAUUUCCAGUUAACUUUCAAGUAUGCAAAAAUUCCUUGUGUGUGUUAUUUUUAAAUAUUUUUGGCACCAAAUAAUUCCUUGUUAAUGGAUUUGGGUCACUUUUUCAAGUCGCUUUUAAAAAUCCCUAAUAUUAGUAUUUUCUCCUCUCCUUAAAGGGGAAGCAGCAAAAACUGAGUAUAAAUUAAAACUCCGUUAAACCAAGACUAGCACAAAGCAGCAGGGAUGCUCCGUGCUUUAAAAUGUAAAUGAACUCAAGGACGCGCAUCCUGUUAUCUCUGCCCUGAGCCACGAGUCAAAUGGCGUGCCCAGCUCGUCCUACUUAGUAACAAUUCAACCAAAUGAUCUUUUUUUCAAAAAGGGACUUUUCAGCAGGGAGGAGGAGGGCAGGAAGCUGGGGGGAGAAGGAGCACGCAGCCGUGCCCUCUGUUCCUCCCCUCAGCACGUCCCACACGCGUCAGUCUAUGGCUUAUCUAAUGGUUCCAGGCUGGAAGCUCAUUCUCAGCUAAGUUUAUGGCUCAGAAAUUUCCCCUAACCUCUGCCUCUGACUUAGAAUGAGAAAUUCUGUAACUACAGUCUUAGCACUUAAGGGAAACAGGCAAUGCCAAAUGUGCGGGUGCUGACCCAGUCAGCCCUCUGGCCUCGACAGGGCUCAUCACGCCUCAUGUCACCCUUUCUGAAUGACAGGAUUUUCCAGUAGUUUUGUUGUUUGCCUGCCUAAACAAUAAGUGUAGCGAAUCGUGAAGCCAGACAUAAGCAUUGCAAGCUCUCAUGUAAUUAAGAAAUACUUCAGUUCUCUGUAUUUUCCCCAGAUUCAGUUUAUCGAUUCAACUUUUUGGUUCUGUAGACUCAUGUAACUCAUUGAACACCGUACAUCCUUGCGUGAGUGGAUGACAAAUGAAUUAGGUUUGUGUAUAAACAAUAAAGUUGAAAGAUUUAUCUUAAUAGGAGAGGCCAAUUUGGUCUUUCAUCAAAAAUAUAAGUUUUGUCAUGUUUUUGAGUUUAAUCCUUUUUUUCUUUUUCAUGCAUUUAACAAAUAACUACUCCGGACAAAAGCCGAUGGACCAAGUUUCAGGACUGAUUGUAGAGCCUAUUAAAACAGUAAUGGUGGCCAAGAAGAGAUCUAUUUCUCUAGAGCUGAGACACGGGAGAUCAGUUCUGCAGUGUUCUAGUAAGGCAGAGCAUAAAACAGGAAGAAAGGUAAGAGCAGGAAGGGCAAGACACACAGAGGGCAGAGAGCUGGGGUAGGCCUGGCUCUGUCACUGAUUCUUUACAACUAAAUCCAUUUCUGUACAAGAAGUGCUGCUAAAAUUUUUUUCCUAUCCUAAAGUUAACUUAAAAAUAGCAACAAAAGGCCCUUAAGAUGUUUGAAUAUAGUUUAUUGGCUAGUUUGAAUAGCAUUUUUAAUAGCAAAAAUGUGUUCGUAGCUUACAGCCAUCCUUUUCAAUACAAAGUAAACAGAUAUGUCUUAGCACUUUAAAUUCCUUACCUCUGUGACAUCAAAUCACCUGACACUGGCCUGGCGGACUCUCGCAGAGAUACACACGAGCAGAUGAGUGCAACUUCCUUAACCACCUUGGGUGGGAUUUGUUUUAUCAUAAAACAGUAACAUGAUUUUUUAAAAAUUAAUCAAAAUGAAUCUCUUCUUGCUUCUGUUCUCUAAAAAUACCUGUUCUCUUGAGUGUAUUUAUAACUUUAUUACAAAUUAUACAAAUCACUAGGUUUUCACUUCCACACCUUAACAAUCCCAUCUCUAGAAGCGGUGACGAUGAAGCCCUGUGUUGUCUGGAACGUGGCGACAUCAGUGAUGAUGUCAUGGUGACCCACAGGCAAAGACUCUGGGCCCCUCCGAGGCGUAUCAUCACUCGGUCCUACCUUCUGCUUAUUCUGAAUUUCCUGUUUUGUGGUUAAAAAUGAAGGAGAAAGUAGUAGUUAAAAGGCUGUACCACAUAUUCUGCCUCGUCUCAGUCUGGCUUCUGGGAGAGGCUGUUGAAACUAACGCCUCUCGUGAAAUGAGUAAGGAGAGUCCAAAAUGAUAUUCUAGGUUUCCAAGUCACUGGAUUCCAUGAUUAGCCACUUAAUACAUACAGAUUAUUGGCCUGUGUAUCAUUUUAUCUUUUGUCAACAUCAAGAUAAAAAGCAGGUGUCCUAGCAUUUCUACAGCUGUCUUGAAGGACGCAUGCUAUCAUCUACCAAGCACUUACUGGCUCAGGGACUUCCAGGUAUGAAUCUUUUUUGCUGCUUAUACUAGCUGCGUGAUCUGACAAAUUACUGAGCUUCCUCAUUUGUAGAAAAAAAAUAAGUUACACACUUACUUUGUCCUAAGACCAUAUAAGAAGGUGCUUACUUCGAGCUCUACACUCACAUGUGCACCUUUUAUGUGCAUCAUACCUUAAUACAACUUCAUUUUUUAAAGUACAGAAAAGUAAAAAUAUACUUCUUAAACUCAUAGUUCCACUCCUAGCCAAAGUGAUUUUAAUCAACUCAAAAAGACUGCUUGUACCUGGACGACUUCAGUGCCUUCAAUUAUCUUCCUGUAGUAGGACACAGAUGGAGAAGUAGUACUUCCUGCAACAACAUAGGACCUCUCUGGGUAAGCCAAGUCCCAAAACCUGGGGGAGAGGAAAUGAGGUGAUAAUCUCAGCAGGAGAAGGGAAAAAUAAUCACUGGUUUACAUUCAUCCAAGCAUCAGCAUAUUCUUUAGCAUUAGGAAAACAGAAUUUUCUCGAAAUUAACACCACGUAGUGUUAACCAUAGUGUCCACAUUAUAUUACCAGUUACUGUACCUUAUUUUCAUGUCUGAACCAGCUGUUAGCAGGAUGGGAUUUCCAUCUGCAGGACUACAGUAGAUCCCAUGGACACUGUGAGGAGACGGCUUAAAAGAAAUAGACAUUAGUCAGAUGACACAUCAGAGUUCUGUAAAUGAUGCCCAUGAGGAGACGAAUACGUGCAUCUUGGAUAUGUCUGUCUUUGGAACUUUGUGUUCUGCUUCCUAAAAUGUUCUAUUUGGGAUGAUAAGGACCCUGACUAAAACAAUUCUCUUUAAUUGCCCAGUGUCCUUCAUGGGUGAAAAACAAGUGUGUAAGCGAGUUGUGUUCCACACUUCACACUGGGCUUUUCCCAACUAACCCAGAUUUUACCAGGGUUCCCAAGGGACACCACACACCUUAGAGACACUGGGACACCUAAGGGAUUGCAGAGCACCCACAGCCCCCUAGUUUGUUUGACAGAAUGUCGAAGUGCUCAGGAUGUAGGAAAUGACAUGGAUCUUUAGAAUAAAGAUAAAGGUCAAACCUGUAUCUCAGAAAGUGGAGGUGCGCUGCUCGCCCAGAGGGUGAAUCUCCUGUCACCGGUCUCCAUGUCCCACAUGGACACCUCGUUGUUGCCCUGCACAGCUGUGGGAGACAAAGGCCAGGAUCAUUACUCACCCAAGAACAAGCUCAGAGCUUGGCAGUUCAUCCUUUCUCCCCGUCCUGCAAGAAGUUUCUGUGGCCUUGUCAGCAGACUGUGUGUGACCCACAGCAGGUGGCUAACAGCCCACCAGUGAGCACUCACUGGUGUUCAAACAAGGAGAACUCUGAGGAGGAAAGGUGGAUCAUAAACUGAUUCUGCCUUCAAAAUCUCUCCAGUCUAACAAAAAAA
This is a messenger RNA of Talpa occidentalis (Iberian mole), 12416 nucleotides long. RefSeq names its product collagen type VI alpha 6 chain (gene COL6A6). The record is from RefSeq and is a predicted model, not a curated record. Bases 415 to 7203 code for a protein of 2262 amino acids. Gene Ontology annotation, biological process: extracellular matrix organization. The transcript has 39 exons. NCBI's taxonomy places the organism in Eukaryota, Metazoa, Chordata, Mammalia, Eulipotyphla, Talpidae. Gene Ontology annotation, molecular function: extracellular matrix structural constituent conferring tensile strength.